Ophidiomyces ophidiicola is the source of this 1095-nucleotide messenger RNA. RefSeq lists its product as uncharacterized. Gene Ontology annotation, cellular component: cytoplasmic dynein complex. Bases 1 to 1095 code for a protein of 364 amino acids. Gene Ontology annotation, biological process: transport along microtubule. The record is from RefSeq and is a predicted model, not a curated record. Gene Ontology annotation, molecular function: dynein light chain binding; dynein heavy chain binding. The transcript has 2 exons. Lineage: Eukaryota; Fungi; Ascomycota; Eurotiomycetes; Onygenales; Onygenaceae.
AUGACCCCCCAUGACCCCGACGGCCUCGUCAAAGUAUGGAACCUACAUCUUCACACCCGGCCCGAAUAUAUCUUCAACUCUACUUCCGAUAUUCUUACUGCGAAAUUUAGCCCAUUCCACCCAAAUCUCAUCAUUGGCGGCUCGUAUUCUGGACAAGUGCUUCUUUGGGACACACGAUCCUCCCGUGCUGGCGGCGGUGCCCCUGUACAAAAGACACCUCUUUCUGGGUCAGGCCAUACACAUCCCGUUUACAGCAUAGCUAUAGUUGGUACUCAAAACGCCCACAAUAUAUUAACGGCGUCGACAGACGGAGUAGUGUGUGGCUGGACUGUCGACAUGCUCUCUCAGCCACAGGAAUAUCUCGAACUUACCACCCCUCCACCUUCCAAGACCGAAGACCUUGCUCCUACGACCCUAUCCUUCCCUCAAUCAGAUCCCACAUUUUUUCUCGUUGGCACGGAAGAAGGCACCAUUUACCCUUGUCACCGGUAUGACCGCGCGGGCGCCAAAGCCGGAACCGACCAUCGCCUUUCCUACCGCGGUCAUGCUGCUCCAGUUAUGUCAACUGCUUUCCACCCUGCUCGUGGGCCUGUUGACCUUGGUGACCUGAUGCUGAGCUCAAGUAUUGACUGGAGUGUGAAGCUAUGGCGGGUGCGGCCACCAGCAGCAACAUCUACAUCGUCAGGAACCUCGUCCUCUUCCGCAGCCAUGCAUGCUGUUGCCCCUAUUCUUGAUAUUAGUCGCGAAGACGUGGUAUACGAUGCUCGCUGGUCGCCGCAUCGGCCCGGCGUAUUUGCUCUAGUUACGGGUGCUGGGUUGCUUGAAGUUUGGGAUUUAUACACCGAGAUUGAGGUCCCAGCCGCAUGUGUGGCUCCAACAUCAGGCAGAGGUGGAAUACUCACAAAGAGUCUCAACAAAUUGGCGUGGGAAGAAAGAGAAGGACGAAGAGUCGCUACUGGUGGCUUAGAUGGCGUAGUUACGGUAUUUGACGUUGGGAAAGGAUUGGGAGGAGGGCCGGAAGAAGUCAAUACGGAAGAGUGGUCGGGAAUGAAGAGAUUAGUGGGGAGGCUAGAGCAAGGUCUUGACAGAACAUAA